CCUCAAUUUGUUACAUUGUUAUGGUGGGGAAAGAAAUUGACUGUUUAUUUGAAAUAAAAUCAUGUUAUUUUCAAAAUUUCCGAGUAAAUUUGGUCUAACCAUCAAUUAUUGGGAAUCUUACAAACAAAUUCACUCGAUUUUGCAGUUAAUUGGUAAUAUCAAUUUAGUACAAAUAUGUGAUUGUCCUUUCCUUAACUUAUAACGGUCAAUCUUAUUGUUAUCUAAAUCAACUAUUUUUUAAUUGAAAAUGUCUACAUCAACAAGAAAUCGUAGUUGUGUUUCUAUAAGACUGAUAAAUGUCAAUUGGAGUAUCGUACGAUCGACCUUGUACACAUAAUGGUUACUGGUCGAGUGUAUUUACAGAACUAACAUGUAAUCUGUCAUUUUUAUUGAUCAACGAAACAAAUUCAUUCGAUUAAAUGGUCCAAGUAAACUUUACUUGGAGUUUAACCUGAUUCGCAGUAGCAAAGUCCCACACCAUGUUUACUCUAUGGAAAUUCUUGACUUAAAUAAAUUAAAUUGAGCAAAUUUAUUUACUCUUUGCUUUAUUUUAAGUAUUUUUGAAACUUACUCGAUGUAAUUUUAGAAAUUCGUCCGAUAAUUCUUAUAAAAAAUAAAUCUAUUAAUAAACUUCAUUGGGUAGCUGUAAUUCUACAUUAUCAUACGAAACAAACCUAAAUCUUUCAAAUGCGAUCAGUACAACUAAUUUUAUGCUAAAAUCUUCAAUAUACAAACCUAAAAUCAGCAGCUUAGCAAAUAUUAUAGACCAAGAAGUUAAAAAUCAAGAGGAAAUAUAUAACCCAAAAACUGCCGAACGAAGGGGGAAAAAAAGGAGAAGGUAAAAAACUGUGCGUCCAUAGUUUACUCAAAUCACGCACGGACUCUAUAAACUCUUCAUUCAUCCACACACAGACAGUCUCUCUUCUCCCGUCUCAUCGCUUCCGAUCGCAAUCCAUUGGCACUGUCUCUCCAAUCUCUUCUGUCCAUCACAGUCGCCGGCCGGAAGCAAUCAUGAAUGAUGCCGAUGUCCCCAAGCAGAUCCAGCAGAUGUGCCGAUUCAUUCGGCAAGAAGCCGAAGAGAAGGCCAACGAGAUCUCCGUCUCUGCCGAAGAGGAAUUCAACAUCGAGAAGUUGCAGCUGUUAGAAGCGGAGAAGAAGAAGAUCAGGCAGGAGUAUGAGCGUAAGGAGAAGCAAGUCGAUGUUCGUAAAAAAAUUGAGUACUCAAUGCAGCUUAAUGCUUCCCGGAUCAAAGUUCUUCAGGCCCAAGAUGAUGUGGUCAAUUCCAUGAAAGAGUCAGCAGCUAAGGAUCUUCUGAAUGUGAGCGGUGAUGAUUAUAAGUACAAGAAGCUUCUGCAGGAUCUCAUAGUUCAGAGCUUGCUUAGACUGAAGGAACCUGCUGUCUUGCUGCGUUGCCGUGAGGCGGACGUCAAUCUGGUAGAAUCUGUCUUGGAAUCCGCCAAAGAGGAAUAUGCUGAAAAGGCACAGGUUCAUGCACCAGAAAUUCUGUUGGACCAUCAAAUCUAUCUGCCACCUGCUCCUAGCCACCACAAUGUUCAUGCUCUUUCUUGCUCUGGAGGUGUGGUCCUAGCGUCCCGAGAUGGGAAGAUCGUGUUUGAGAAUACCCUCGAUGCACGUCUGGAUGUUGUGUUCCGUCAGAAGCUCCCCGUGAUCCGCAAGUUACUCUUCAGCCAGGUUGCUGCUUGAUGUCCGUGAUUGUAUAAUUGUUUUCACGUAUUAUGAAUUGCCACCUCUUAUGUCCAGAAACUCGAUGGUUUUGUAGAACAUAUCACCGAUUGUUUGGGGUUGUGUAUUUGUUUUCGUGUUUGCCAAAUAACUUGCUAUUCGUAGAGAAUUCUGUUGUUUUCGUUAGUGUAUGCAAUAAUAAACAGAACGAAAAAAAUGUUUGUGGAAUUCAAGUGGUGACUUUUGUGAUUGAUCCUUUUUGCAUUUGGUGUAUGCCUAAUGUCUGUGUACACUCAAUUGCUUUUCAUGCUGAACAAAGAUUUUCUAUGUGAAAAGGAACGUAGUUAUUCCAUCAAACAAUUGUUUUUUUCUUGGAAGCUCCAAGAAGAAGCUGCUUUUGUUAAAACCGCAAUCCACAUAACAAGUCUAAUGUGAUACAAAUUGAUGUUCAAAUUAAUCGUAAAACAAGCUAGUCCCUUGAUCUGGCACUCUAUUUAGAGCCUGUCCUUGAUCCAUCUUUUUCCCCAUUCAACAAAAUGUUCCCACAGCUAACUAUAAAAAUUCUUUUGUCACCUUAAUGUAAAAAAUCUCACUCGAUUUCUUAAUAAAGUUAUGUCUCCAAGAGAUUGCUUCAAUGGAUUUGAUUGCUCAAGUUGGAUGAAAUUUGUUUACAACUACGCCCAUAAUAAACUUUCUUACGUUUUAGGUAGUUAUGCUAAUUCGAUUUCGCUCUGUCGGGUAUUACUCGGCUUGAUCCAUACUGAGUGAUUAAUAUCCGACUACUUGGGGCGAGCAUGUGUACUAUUUGUUGAGGAUAUUAAUUAUUUAGUCAAAAAUAAUUAAUUCCUUGUCCUCAAAAUCCCUUGUUUCCUUGUCCUUGUCAAAGAAGGAAACUUGGUUGUCAUUAGGGUUUUAACCCUACGUCUAUAUAAGCUUAGCUACGAGAUUGUCGUAAGCAAGCCGUCAAGAUGUAAUCCUAAUAAGAGAUCAGUCGUGAGCUCUUAUGAGCUCACCGUGGAUUAGUCUCGAUCAAUCAAUCGAUCAAGGAUACCACGUAAAAUCCUUUGUUUCGUGUGUUCGUUUAAAUUCCGCAUCAUCAAAUAACAGAAUUUUUUUCAAUAAUACAUAACAAUGAUUGGCCUAUCUGUCCGUACUCGCGCUGAUAUUACUCAAUCCUACUUAAUUCAGACGAGUAUGUACUAAAAUACCUGCCCGCCCCAUUGCCAUCAUUAAUUUUAGGGCAUCCUUAGACAGAGUCACUCACCCAUAUGAAAUUUUUAGUUAUUUAUAACCAAGGACCCAUAUGGAAAUUUCUUUUUUUAUAAUCAAUCACUCAUAUCAUAUGGAAAAUGGAGGGGGCGUUUCACGUUUUUAGUUACAAAAUUAAAGUAGAGGUGUUAGUUUGUAUAUGACCUAAAGCAGAGGGCUUGUUUGAUACUCCUUAAAAAUGUGUUACGACUUGUGAGAUAAUCCCUUCCCCACUCGCAGCUUCACAUCAUACCUCAAACCCGGACCGGACCGUCUUUCCGGAGUAGCAGUUGCGGCCGGGAGAACCUCGGCUCCCGCCUGUCCCUGUUCUCCGCUAAAUUUCAUAAACACAGCUUCCAAGUUUGAAUCUUUUGGAUACACGGGGCAGCGGAGACAGCUUUCGGUCGUUGACGAUCUCAUUGAUGCGAAGCGGACUAGUUUGGUUCAUGAAUUGCGAGCUCUUCGUUAAGGAUUCGUUCCGUAGUUCGUAAUUGGCUUGCGGGUUGCGGCAUUGAUUCUUCUGUGGCGCUGUUUGUUUUUGUUGCCGGAAGGUAAGCAUUGUAGCUUGUGUAUCAAUGAGAAGGGUUCAGUUUGGGUUGGCGCCUUCCUCUUGGGUUGUUUAUAAUUUACGGAAGAUGGAUAGAAAGUUUGGUUCUUUUGCCUGCUUACUAAGAUGGGGUGGGACUAGAAUAAGGUAUUGGAUAUGGA
Linum trigynum is the source of this 3639-nucleotide messenger RNA. The record is from the annotation of a GenBank genome assembly. NCBI's taxonomy places the organism in Eukaryota, Viridiplantae, Streptophyta, Magnoliopsida, Malpighiales, Linaceae.